Molecule: messenger RNA, 1143 nt
Organism: Papaver somniferum (opium poppy)
Lineage: Eukaryota; Viridiplantae; Streptophyta; Magnoliopsida; Ranunculales; Papaveraceae
Product: transcription repressor OFP8-like
Exons: 1
Coding region: 28-984 (318 amino acids)
Biological process (GO): negative regulation of DNA-templated transcription
Source: RefSeq, a predicted model, not a curated record
CUCUUCAUUGCUUUGUCUGAAAAAAUCAUGGAGUCUGAGUCAAAGUUGAAGUUGAAAAUUUCUAAAAUGUUUCGAUCUUCAUUCGUUUCAUGUAGACCUAAGAAUGUAGUAGAUUUAAUGGAAAACCCAGUUUUCAUUUCUCAAAAUCGUCAUGAUUUUCAAAAGAUUGAUCAACAGUCUUUAAUAUUAUCACCAAAAACUCGACCUUUUCCAUCCAUUUGUAAACCCAAUAAGUCAUUAUCAGAAUCAGCAGAGGCUGAGAAGAGACAGAGUUUUUUAUUACAGAGGAAGAUCAAAGGUAUUACUGAUGAUCAUACUACAGAAGGAGUUGUAGCAGGAGGAAGAAAAUGUCCACCUGUAUCACCAUGUUCACCAUCAUCAAAUCUGUUUUAUAAUUGUUAUCAUGAUUUCUAUGAUAACAGAGAAAGAAAGACGAAGCCAAAGAAGAAACAACCUGUUAAGAAGAAUAUUAAGAAGAAGCCGAGUUUGAUUCGAUUGAGUUCUUCUUCUAGUAAUGGCGGUUGGUUUAGUAGCGAAGAAGAAGAAGAUGAUGACUACUAUGCAGAUGUAAAAGAUGAAUAUGAAGAAAAUGAAGAUGAAACAGAAAGAUUUUUCUCAUCGAGAAGUUUCUCAUCUUCAUCAUCGGAAUCACAACGUCGGAAAAAGACUCAUUUACGUCGAAAAAGAGCCGAAUUACGACGAAGAAGCAGAUCAGGCCGAGAUAUAAUACCUGAAAGCACGACUAAAAAGGAUGUUGGUCUGGGUAUUGGUGAAAGUUUCGCCGUUGUUAAACGUUCAAGUGAUCCACACAGUGAUUUCAGGACAUCAAUGGUGGAAAUGAUAAUACAGAAACAAAUCUUCUCAGCUAAAGAUUUAGAGAAACUUUUACAAUGUUUUCUUUCGUUAAACUCUUCUCAUCAUCAUAGAGUCAUUGUUCAAGUCUUUACUGAGAUUUGGGAUGCUCUCUUUUCUAACUAUCUUUAAUCAUCAAUCAUUGUAACUCCAUGUUUGAUGAUCAUCAGCUAGUAGUUCUUCUCAUUUUCUUUUAUCUUGACUUUUUAUUCAGCUAAUGUUGACUUAUUUAGUAAUAUAAACUUUCUGAGUUUAAAUCUGAUGAUGAUCUGGGUUCUUUUCUUUUAUUAA